GGGCGGGCGGGGGCCCGAGCCCGGAGGCCGCGCGGCUGGGCGCACGUCGAGGAGUGAGGCGCCGCGUAAGGCACGGCCGGGCUGCAGGCCCGCGACCCCGGCGGCUGGACAGAGGUCGAGCUGUCGAGAGGGCAGAGCCACGGGGCUUGCAAGAUGCUGGCUGUCCCGGAGAUGGGCCUGCAGGGACUGUACAUUGGCUCCAGCCCUGAGCGGUCCCCAGUGCCCAGCCCGCCCGGCUCCCCAAGGACUCAGGAAAGCUGCAGCAUUGCCCCACUCACGCCCUCGCAGUCCCCAAAGCCUGAGGCCCGAGCCCCCCAGCAGGCACCCUUCUCCGUGGUGGUGGCCAUUGACUUUGGCACCACAUCCAGCGGCUAUGCCUUCAGCUUUGCCAGUGACCCCGAGGCCAUCCACAUGAUGAGGAAAUGGGAGGGCGGGGACCCGGGCGUGGCCCAUCAGAAGACCCCGACCUGCCUGCUGCUGACCCCGGAAGGCGCCUUUCACAGUUUUGGUUACACUGCCCGUGACUACUACCAUGACCUGGACCCCGAGGAGGCACGAGACUGGCUCUACUUCGAGAAGUUCAAGAUGAAGAUCCACAGCACCACUGAUCUCACCCUGAAGACCCAGCUAGAGGCAGUAAAUGGAAAGAAAAUGCCAGCCCUGGAGGUGUUCGCCCACGCCCUGCGCUUCUUCAAGGAGCAUGCCCUUCAGGAGCUGAGGGAGCAGAGCCCAUUGCUGCCCGAGGAGGACACCGUGCGCUGGGUGUUGACGGUGCCUGCCAUCUGGAAACAGCCAGCCAAGCAGUUCAUGCGGGAGGCUGCCUACCUGGCUGGCCUGGUGUCACGAGAGGAUGCAGAGCAGCUACUCAUCGCUUUGGAGCCUGAGGCUGCCUCUGUCUACUGCCGCAAGCUGCGUCUGCACCAGCUUGUGGACCUGAGCGUCCGGGCCCUGGGCGGCAGGCACCUGGGUGAGCGCCGCUCCAUUGACUCCAGCUUCCGGCAGGCCCGCGAGCAGCUGCGCAGGUCUCGCCACAGCCGCACCUUCCUGGUGGAGUCGGGCGUCGGAGAGCUAUGGGCAGAGAUGCAAGCAGGAGACCGCUACAUGGUGGCAGACUGUGGGGGAGGCACGGUGGACCUGACCGUGCACCAGCUGGAGCAACCCCAUGGCACCCUCAAAGAGCUCUACAAGGCGUCAGGUGGCCCAUAUGGCGCAGUGGGUGUGGACCUGGCCUUCGAGCAGCUGCUGGGCCGCAUCUUCGGCGAGGACUUCAUCACCACCUUCAAAAGGCAAAGGCCAGCAGCGUGGGUAGAUCUCACCAUCGCCUUUGAGGCCCGCAAGCGCACGGCGGCGCCGCACCGUGCUGGGGCCCUCAACAUCUCGCUGCCCUUCUCCUUCAUUGACUUCUACCGCAAGCAGCGAGGCCACAACGUGGAGACAGCCCUGCGCAGGAGCAGUGUGAACUUCGUGAAGUGGUCCUCACAGGGGAUGCUCCAGAUGUCCUCCCAGGCCAUGAACGAGCUCUUCCAACCCACGGUCAGUGGGAUCAUCCAGCACAUCGAGGAGCUGCUGGCGCGGCCGGAGGUGCAGGGCGUGAAGCUCCUGUUCCUGGUGGGCGGCUUCGCAGAGUCAGCAGUGCUGCAGCACGCGGUGCAGACGGCGCUGGGCGCUCGCGGCCUGCGCGUUGUGGUGCCGCACGACGUGGGCCUCACCAUCCUCAAAGGCGCCGUGCUCUUCGGGCAGGCGCCGGGCGUGGUGCGGGUGCGCCGCUCGCCGCUCACCUACGGCGUGGGCGUGCUCAACCGCUUCGUGCCCGGGCGCCACCCGCCGGACAAGCUGCUGGUUCGCGACGGCCGCCGCUGGUGCACCGACGUCUUCGAGCGCUUUGUGGCCGCCGAGCAGUCGGUGGCGCUGGGGGAGGAGGUGCGGCGCAGCUAUUGCCCGGCGCGCCCGGGUCAGCGGCGCGUGCUCAUCAAUCUGUACUGCUGCGCCGCCGAAGACGCGCGCUUCAUCACCGACCCAGGCGUGCGCAAGUGCGGAGCGCUCAGCCUUGAGCUCGAGCCGGAGCCCGCCGACAGCGGCCCUGACACUGCGGGAGCGUCCCCUGGCCGCCGCGAGAUCCGCGCCGCCAUGCAGUUUGGUGAUACCGAGAUUAAGGUCACCGCUGUCGACGUCAGCACCAAUCGCUCCGUGCGCGCCGCCAUCGACUUUCUUAACAACUGAGGGCACGCGGGGCGCGGCGCCGCCCACCUCCUCCCGUUCCCCGCCCCAUGCCCUCCUACGGUCCCAGGGAUUGGGGAGCGGACAGUCGGUCCUGCUGUUCUGAUGCCAACGUCCCUUUUUCCCGCCCUCCUCCUCGGGCAGAUCAGGUCACAGGAGGGUGGUAGGGACACAUCCAGAGAGACUGGCUGGAAGGCUGGAUGGCUUAAGGGUGCUGCCAAGGUCUGUGAAGGCAAGGGAGACUUGGCAGACGUUUGCAGGGCAGCACACCCAGACUGGCAGAGGGCAUGUGACCCCAAAGGCAUAAUGAACCAGAAUGAGUCCUGGCCUAAACCGGGGGGGUGAAGGAUGGGUUGGGGAGGGGUUAAGGUAGGCUACAAGGGGAGCAGCAAGAUACGACCCUGAUGGGGUCAACUCAUGAGGGAGCAGGCAGAGCAGCCCUGUGCCCUGCGCAAGUGAUGAAAGCAGACACUAAAGGGACAGGGGUAGUAGGGCCUUCCUGGGUAUGGUAUUGACCCAAGUACCACUGUUAAUAGGCAGUAACUGAUUAAUGGAGA
This is a messenger RNA of Choloepus didactylus (southern two-toed sloth), 2774 nucleotides long. It is a transcript of the gene HSPA12B, whose product is annotated as heat shock protein family A (Hsp70) member 12B. The record is from RefSeq and is a predicted model, not a curated record. The coding region runs from base 154 to 2220 and encodes 688 amino acids. NCBI's taxonomy places the organism in Eukaryota, Metazoa, Chordata, Mammalia, Pilosa, Megalonychidae. The transcript has 13 exons.